AUGGAUUUCGAGGAGCCGACACUUUGCGACGAUUAUCUCCCGUUGGACAUCGUCACUUUUGAGGCACAACUGCAAUAUCGGGGAUUGGGGAAAAAGGUCAAAGCCACAAUCCCACUGCCAUUACCCGAUUCGAGCGAUGCAGACGAAUUCAUUGCUCACAUUGUCACGACACAGAAGAUCCCUGAUCCGUUGAGACCCGAGCUAAAGAAAAAGUUCGAGGAGUUCAUCGAAAAAGAAAGACAGAGAUUGGAAGAUGCGAGAGAUGAUCAAUUAAUUCUCAACUCAAGAAUUGAAGAUCUUGAUCUGCAAUGGAGUCGCGUAUUCGAAGAACAAAACGAGAAACCAUGUACUUCAACGGCUUCUCAAUUCGGCGAUUAUUUUCUCUUCAUCAUGGAGAACUCGAGCGCCGAGAGAUUGACACUUUUGAUGGAAAAAGAAGUGCAAAUGGUUGAUAAGAUGAGCUCCAUCGUUCGUGCUCGUGACUGGGAAUUGGACUCGUUGAGGCGGGAGUGUGAGACAUUGAUGGAAUCAACGACUGGAGAUGCACAUCCACACGAAUUGAGUCGUUUGAAUGAGAAAAUGCGGCACGUUCACAACACAUACACUUGCCAAAUCGAGGCGUUAUUGGAGAGGCAAAAGUUCAGCUAUCGGAAAAUCGUGGCAACAAUGUAUGAGACAGAUGAGCUGCCGAAGGAGUUAAUCGAAGAGGAAAAGGACUCGAAUUUGGUCAUUUCACGAGUGUUCUCUCAACAAGAUUCUUUCGCUGAGGAGAACAUAUUCGACGAGAGUUUCACCAUAUAUUUAGGAGCGCAAUUGAAAACGAUGCACAAUGUGCGGCUGUUGUCAAGAAAGACCCCACUGAAUGGACCGCUUGGAGGGAGCAUUUCUCAGCGUCUCCAAUCAGCGAUGAAUCUCUACAGAAGAGGCGGGCUUCAUGGAACGAUCAUUCUCGUAGAAAAGCAUCCAAUGUGGCACACUCAAGAAAGGACCGAUCUCGCACGAGCUUGCGAGAAGUCUACUGAGCUUCACUUUGAGACGCUCGGGAAACAGCUAGAACAAGUGCAAAAUUCGAUCCAAGGAGCCAAUCAAUGGCGUUGUGAGCAGAGUUUACAGAAAGUGACAGCUGGGCAGAGUUUACAGACUCCAUUCGAUGCAGAGAAACAACGGGAAGAGUGUAGUCUUUUGGUCGGCGAUCUCUACACGACAAGGCACUCGAAUUUGGAUGGAGUACAGAUCAUUUUUCAUCUCGUUAUCGAUAAUGCGUUGAGAAGUGGGGAUAUUACGAGUCGUCACCCUUGUCUCGCAGGGAUUCGUAACGUGAUUCGAGCUUGUUCCCGUUUUGGUGUCACGUCGAUCAGCAUCCCAUUGUUGCUAGUAGAAGAAGCGAAUGAGAAUAUGACAGUUCAAUGGUGUGUGAAGAGAGCCGAGUUGGUCUUCAAGUGUGUGAAGGGGUAUUUGAUGGAGGUAUGCGGUUCUGGCUGGGAAUCGAGUGCACCGGGUGGUCCAGCGCUUUCCCAUUCUCCUCACUACAACAUCAAUUUCGUCCUCCCAUCCGGCUUGGGUGCUUCCGGAAUGCUUGAUGAGGUCGAAGCCCCAGCCACCACGUCAAUUGAGCAAACGGAGCCUCUACAAGAUUUG
Messenger RNA from Mesorhabditis belari, 1638 nucleotides. The record is from the annotation of a GenBank genome assembly. NCBI's taxonomy places the organism in Eukaryota, Metazoa, Nematoda, Chromadorea, Rhabditida, Rhabditidae.